AUGUUCUUUGGAAUGACAAAUUCCCUGACCAUCUUCCAAGCUAUGAUAGAUGGAAUUUUUGCAGAUCUGCUUCUAGAAGGAUGGUUAGUAAUCUACAUUGAUAACAUUCUCAUCUAUUCUACCAACUCUAUGCGCUUGAAGCUUCCGCCUUUGGGGAUGACUGCGAUACCUCGACACAAAAAUGCCUUCGAGCAAAGCCCACCCUUUGACAUCUUCGAAGUUUUGCGAUCUCACAAUAAUCUGAUUGGGAUCUUUUGGUGGCAGCUUUAUUCUGGGGGCUCGACUUUGAAGACAAAACCCCAUCAUCCAGAGAUUGAGACAUAUGAUACAGGGCUGUAG
This is a messenger RNA of Fibroporia radiculosa, 339 nucleotides long. RefSeq lists its product as uncharacterized. The coding region runs from base 1 to 339 and encodes 112 amino acids. Lineage: Eukaryota; Fungi; Basidiomycota; Agaricomycetes; Polyporales; Fibroporiaceae. The transcript is spliced from 2 exons. The record is from RefSeq and is a predicted model, not a curated record.